Molecule: messenger RNA, 1974 nt
Organism: Pipistrellus kuhlii (Kuhl's pipistrelle)
Lineage: Eukaryota; Metazoa; Chordata; Mammalia; Chiroptera; Vespertilionidae
Gene: XIAP
Product: X-linked inhibitor of apoptosis
Exons: 8
Coding region: 320-1813 (497 amino acids)
Cellular component (GO): nucleus; cytoplasm
Source: RefSeq, a predicted model, not a curated record
CGCAUGCGCGCUUGCUCCCUUGGGGUCUGGUUUCCAACUUGGGGGAUGGGGGGAAGGGCUUCGUUUGUCCCAGCAGCCCCCUUCCCGCCCGGAGAAGUGGCGGGACCUCCGCGGCGCCCCGGGUGGGCUCCGCGCUCCGCGAGGGUCGCCCGGACCCUAGGGGCCGGGCCGGCCGCCGUGUAAGAGUUGGCAUUUCCAGAUUGGGGCUUGGGCCACCCCUCCUCCAGGACCCACCCCUCGGGACCGCGCCGGGCACCGCGGGCGAUCGGGCUGGCUCUCCUGGCGCGAAAAGGUGGACAAGUCCUAUUUUCAAGAGAAGAUGACUUUUAACUGUUUUGGAGGAUCUAAAACUUGUGUACCUGCAGCCAUCGAUAAGGAUGAAGAAUUUGUAGAAGAGUUUAAUAGAAUAAAAACUUUUGCUAAUUUUCCAAGUAGUAGUCCUGUUUCAGCAUCAACGCUAGCACGAGCUGGUUUUCUAUAUACUGGUGAAGGAGACACCGUGCAGUGCUUUAGUUGUCACGCAGCAGUAGAUAGAUGGCAGUAUGGAGACUCAGCAGUUGGAAGACACAGGAAAGUAUCCCCAAAUUGCAGAUUUAUCAAUGGCUAUUAUUUUGAAAAUAAUACCGCGCAACCUACCAAUUCUGGCAUCCAGAAUUGUCAGUACAAAGCUGAAAACUACCUGGGAGACAGAAAUCAUUUUGCUUUAGACAGGUCAUCUGAGACUCAUGCAGACUAUCUUUUGAGAACUGGACAGGUUGUAGAUAUGUCCGACACUGUAUACCCGAGGAACCCUGCCAUGUGUAGUGAAGAAGCUCGAUUAAAGUCAUUUCAGAACUGGCCAGACUAUGCCCACUUAACCCCAAGAGAGUUAGCUAGUGCUGGGCUCUACUAUACAGGUGUUGAUGACCAAGUGCAGUGCUUUUGUUGUGGUGGAAAACUGAAAAAUUGGGAACCUUGUGAUCGUGCAUGGUCAGAACACAGGCGACACUUUCCCAAUUGCUUCUUUGUUUUGGGACGGAAUGUUAAUAUUCGAAAUGAAUCUGAUGUCCUGGGUUCUGAUAGGAAUUUCCCAAAUUCAACAAAUUCUCCAAGAAACCCAUCCAUGGCAGAUUAUGAAGCACGGAUCAUUACUUUUGGGACGUGGAUGUACUCUGUUAACAAGGAGCAGCUUGCAAGAGCUGGAUUUUAUGCUUUAGGUGAAGGUGAUAAAGUAAAGUGCUUUCAAUGUGGAGGAGGGCUAACUAAUUGGAAGCCCAAUGAAGACCCUUGGGAAGAACAUGCUAAGUGGUAUCCAGGGUGUAAAUAUCUGUUAGAAGAGAAGGGACAAGAAUAUAUAAACAACAUUCAUUUAACUCAUUCACUCGAGGAGUCUGUGGGAAGAACUUCUGAAAAAACACCAUCACUAACUAAAAGAAUUGAUGAUAACAUCUUUCAAAGUCCUAUGAUACAUGAAGCUAUACGAAUGGGAUUCAGUUUCCGAGACAUUAAGCAAAAAAUGGAGGAAAAAAUUCAGACAUCUGGGAGCAACUAUAAAUCACUGGAAGUUCUGGUUGCAGAUUUAGUGAGCGCUCAGAAAGACAGUACACAACAUGAAUCAAGUCAGACUUCAUUGCAGAAAGAGAUUAGUGUUGAAGAGCAACUAAGGCUCCUGCAAGAGGAGAAGCUUUGCAAAAUCUGUAUGGAUAGAAAUAUUGCUAUGGCGUUUAUUCCGUGUGGACAUCUGGUCACUUGUAAACAAUGUGCUGAAGCAGUUGUUAAAUGUCCUAUGUGCUACACAGUCAUUACUUUCAAACAAAAAAUUUUUAUGUCUUAAUCUGCAGUAGCUGUGUUAUAUUCUUAUUACUCUGAUUGAAUAUGUGAUGUGAACCAAAUUUAAGUAAUCAGCAUUGAACUCCAUUUAGCAUUUGCUACCAAGAAGAAAAAUGUAAAACUGCAGUGUUGUAAUUGCCAAUCUAAAAUUUGAAUUUCUAGACU